This is a messenger RNA of Elephantulus edwardii (Cape elephant shrew), 2212 nucleotides long. RefSeq names its product FERM domain containing 6 (gene FRMD6). Bases 140 to 2008 code for a protein of 622 amino acids. The transcript has 13 exons. NCBI's taxonomy places the organism in Eukaryota, Metazoa, Chordata, Mammalia, Macroscelidea, Macroscelididae. Gene Ontology annotation, cellular component: cytoplasmic side of apical plasma membrane; cytoskeleton. Gene Ontology annotation, biological process: positive regulation of hippo signaling. The record is from RefSeq and is a predicted model, not a curated record.
AGCUAUGAAAACGACCAAGUCAAGCAUGUUUCUCCCGUUCUGUGGAAUGUGAUGAGGAACAUUUGGCUUCAGAGUACUCGGAACCUGAAUUGCCGAGGCCUUGGAGCCCAGCCCUGACCACCAGUAAGCCCACAACACAAUGAACAAAUUGAACUUUCAUAACAACAGAGUCAUGCAAGACCGCCGGAGUGUGUGCAUCUUUCUUCCCAAUGAUGAAUCUAUUAACAUCAUCAUAAACGUGAAAAUUUUGUGUCACCAGUUGCUGGUCCAGGUGUGUGACCUUCUCAGGCUAAAAGACUAUCACCCCUUUGGACUUAGUGUCAUACAAAAUAAUGAACAUGUGUAUAUGGAGUUGUCACAAAAGCUUUAUAAGUAUUGUCCAAAAGAAUGGAAGAAAGAGGCCAGCAAGGUACGCCAAUAUGAAGUCACUUGGGGUAUUGACCAGUUUGGACCUCCUAUGAUCAUCCACUUUCGUGUACAGUACUAUGUGGAAAAUGGCAGAUUGAUCAGUGACAGAGGAGCAAGAUACUAUUAUUACUGGCACCUGAGAAAACAAGUUCUUCAUUCUCAGUGUGUGCUCCGAGAGGAGGCCUACUUCCUGCUGGCGGCCUUUGCCCUGCAGGCUGAUCUUGGCAACUUCAAAAGGAAUAAGCACUAUGGAAAAUACUUUGACCCAGAGGCUUACUUCCCAUCUUGGGUUGUUUCCAAGAGGGGGAAGGACUACAUCCUGAAGCACAUUCCAAACAUGCACAAAGAUCAGUUUGCACUGACCGCUUCCGAGGCCCAUCUUAAAUAUAUCAAAGAAGCUGUCCAACUGGAUGAUGUCGCUGUUCAUUACUACAGAUUAUAUAAGUACAAAAGAGAAAUUGAAGCUUCACUAACCCUUGGGUUGACAAUGCGGGGAAUUCAGAUUUUUCAGAACUUAGCUGAAGAAAAACAAUUACUGUAUGAUUUCCCCUGGACUAAUGUUGGAAAAUUGGUGUUUGUGGGUAAGAAAUUUGAGAUUCUGCCUGAUGGCUUGCCCUCAGCCAGGAAACUCAUCUGCUACACGGGGUGCCCCAUGCGCUCCCGACACCUCCUGCAGCUCCUGAGUAACAGCCACCGCCUCUACAUGAAUCUGCAGCCUGUCCUGCGCCACAUCCGCAAACUGGAGGAGAAUGAAGAGAAGAAGCAGUAUCGGGAAUCUUACAUUAGUGACAACCUGGACCUUGACAUGGACCAGCUAGAAAAGCGGUCACGGGCCAGUGGGAGCAGUGUUGGCAGCAUGAAGCACAAGCGCCUGUCUCGUCAUUCCACCACCAGCCACAGCAGUUCCCACACCUCUGGCAUUGAGGCAGACACUAAACCCAGGGACACAGGGCCAGAGGACAGCUACUCAGGCAGCGCCAUCCACCGCAAGCUGAAAACCUGCAGUUCUAUGACAAGCCACGGCAGCUCCCACACCUCCGGAGUGGAGAGUGGCGGCAAGGACCGGCUGGAGGAGGACUCGCAGGAUGAUGAAAUAGAGAUGUUGGUUGAUGACCCCAGAGACCUGGAACAGAUGACUGAAGAUUCCUUGGAAGUCAGCCCAGACAUGUGCAUUUAUAUCACCGAGGACAUGCUCAUGUCACGGAAGCUGAAUGGACACUCUGGAUUGAUUGUAAAAGAAAUUGAUUCUUCCACCUCCAGCUCUUCAGAAACAGUGGUGAAACUCCGUGGCCAGAGCACCGAUUCUCUUCCACAGACAGUAUGUCGAAAGCCAAAGACAUCCACUGAUCGGCACAGUUUGAGCCUUGAUGACAUCAGACUUUACCAAAAAGACUUCUUGCAAAUCGCAGGUCUCUGUCAGGACACUGCUCAGAGCUACACUUUUGGAUGUGGCCAUGAACUAGAUGAGGAAGGACUCUACUGCAACAGCUGCUUGGCUCAGCAGUGCAACAACAUCCAAGAUGCUUUCCCAGUCAAAAGAACCAGCAAGUACUUUUCUCUGGAUCUCACUCAAGAUGAAGUUCCAGAAUUUGUUGUAUAAAGUCUUUCUGCUUGCAGCCCUACAAGCAGCCUGCUGUUUGCAAGAGGCUGUAUAAGCCAUGGGUUCCUUUAACUAUUACUUAUAUUUUCUUCAUCCCAAACAAUGCUCUUUUCUUUUUUAUUUGUGUUGGAAAUAAAAGCCUUGGGACAAUUGCACUUUAAAUAUUAUGCAGAAGUAAACUGCAAAAAUCAAACAGCAACACGA